Molecule: messenger RNA, 2292 nt
Organism: Carica papaya (papaya)
Lineage: Eukaryota; Viridiplantae; Streptophyta; Magnoliopsida; Brassicales; Caricaceae
Product: senescence-associated family protein
Biological process (GO): leaf senescence; cellular response to oxidative stress
Cellular component (GO): chloroplast
Source: RefSeq, a predicted model, not a curated record
AAGUUACUGGAAUGAUACUUAUUAAAGUUAUUUUAUCAGAAAUUUAAAAAUAAAAGUACAUAUUUUUCAGCUCUUAGUCAUGUUGGUUGUUUGAGAUAAACAGAGGGCGGCUUGAGUGCGAAGAGAAAAAGAGAGGAUUCAGUACAUAGGAGAACAUCCCAGGCGCCACGUGGCAAUCCCCAUCCACAACAUCUGGUGCCAGUCACCGCAUCAGCAACCAAAGCUUAGUUUUCUAUUGGGUUGGCUCACACUGGACCACACACUGCUUGUGGCUGCAAAUCAUCUUCCCCAACAGAAAAAUCCCUCUUUUCUUCCUUCUCUCUUUCUCGCUUUAUCUCCAAUCCAAGGUUGAUUACCAGUUUCUUUCCAUUUCUUGAUUUCUGUACUCACUUUUAACUUCCCUAAUGCUUGUAUUUUGAUGGGUUUCUGUCUGUUUUCUCUCUGCUUCCAGAUGCUCUCAUAAAGAAGAUGCUAUCUGACGUCAUCUCAUUCCUAUUUUGAUCCUCUGACCAUGGCAUUUAAUGCAAGCCAGGUUUCAAGUGGUCCUGUGGUGGCUAAGAGAAUAGAUACCUCUCAGUCUCCUGGAGUUGUGUGUUCUUUUGCCAAGGCAACAAAACACAGUAAUUUACCUCCUGCAAGUCCUGAAGUUGUGCUUCAUCAUCCCCGCAACAGAUAUCGUUUGACUGCAAAAUCCAGCUUCUCCAGUGAUGGAUUAUGGAAAGUGCUUGCAAAACCAGUUAGUUUUUGGGUUUCACGGAGAUCUUCGACAUCAUGCUUAUCGACAAGGACGCAUAAAAGUAAAGCAAAAGAAUGUGAUAAAAGUUAUAGUGAUUCUUCAGAAAUAUCCAGUGCACAAACCAGAGGGGAGGAAAAUGAGGACCCAGUCAUGCCUGUGAGAAUUAUUCAUUCAAGUGAGGGCUUAGCUGAAGCUUGUAAAUAUGUAUGCAAUGAUGCGAAAUAUGUGAAUGAGAGGGCUCGUAACGACAUUUUCUUGCUUUCUCGUGGCAUAAUGAGGCUGGAUGCACGUGCACGUCAAGAUGUUGCUAUUCUUGGUUCAGGGUUUCUUAAACUUGAUGCUCGAGCAAGAAAGGACACAGAGAAAAUUGAUCGUGAUGUCAAGGAAAAGGCCGAGCGUCUUCGUCAUAUUGCUACUAUCUUAAAAGACAAAGCUCAGUCUAGAUUAAAAAGGGCUGCUGAUAAGCAUUGGAGUGAUGGUGCUUUGGAGGCUGAUCUACGUCUUGCUGACUACCGUGCCAAGCAACGUGCCAUGGAAGAUUCAUUAAUGGCUUUGGAGUUUAUUAAAAAUAUUCAUGAUAUGAUGGUGAGGAAGAUGUACGACUUCCCUCUGCGUAGAGAAAAAGGGCUUAUAUCAGCAAAUGACAUGAUGGAGCAUAUAAUGCUUGAGAAAAAUGGCAAAGCUCUUGACUUCUUCCCUGGGGAAGUCUCCACUGACCGUAUUACUGCUAUUCAGGAUGCUUACUGGAGUAUGGCGUCUGCACUGUCUGAAGCUGAUGGAAUUGACUAUACUGAUCCUGAAGAGCUUGAAUUGGUAGUUAGAACACUCAUAGAUCUUGAUGCAAUGGAUGGUAAAAGUAGUGCCUCACUAUUGGCUGAAUGUUCGAGUUCUCCUGAUGUUAAUACUAGACAAGCAUUAGCAAAUGCUUUGGCAGCAGCCCCAUCCAUGUGGACCCUCGGAAAUGCCGGCAUGGGAGCAUUACAGAGACUUGCAGAAGAUAGCAAUCCAGCAAUUGCUACUGCAGCAUCAAAAGCCAUUUAUGAACUGAAGAAACAGUGGGAAAUAGAGGAAGGAGAUAGCUGGAGAUUUAUGGUGAAUCAAAAUCCAGCGAACGAGAUAGAUAGCAAAGAAACCAAAGGGGAUCGAGAUACAAAGUGAUCCGAUUGAAAAAGAAAAAAAAUAAAAUAGUAAUACUGUAGAUAUCAACAUGUAGUCUUAAAAAUGUGGGUAUGAGCUAAAAUCCCACUCCCGCAGAAAAGAAUUUGUGUCCAUCAUUGUUCAUGCAAAGAUGAACUUUACAACCCUAAUGUAGAAUUAUUUUGGUCAGUUUUACAGCUUUGGCAGGAAGUUCCUUAAUUCAGGAACAGAGAGCCACAUAGUUGGGUGUGAUCGAGUCUAAAGAGCAUGCCAGACAACCUAACUGGUGUUCAAGUGUCGAGGAAAAUGACCGUUGCCUAAAUUACUAUAGGCUCAGAAAUUUGGGCUUCUUUUAGUAUGUGGUAUAUUUUAAUUUUUAUUUAAAGAUAGCAAUCAAUUCUGAUAUGGUAUUCUGGUAA